UUUGCUUAAAUAAUUGAAGGUUUUUUGGUUUUGUUUGUUCGCAUUUUAUUUAGAGGGACAAGAAGGAUUAGUGACCUGAAAGCAUAGAUGCAAAGAAACCUACGUGUAAAAGAGACAAAGUGGGAUUAUAGUGUGCCGCCUCGUGUCUAAACUAUUUUUGUGGCUUUUUAGCUAACAAUUGGUUCAAGAGUCUUUUAGGAUUUGCAACUGGAAAUUACUCUUAAUUUAAUUUCUCCCUGAAUCACGUCUCACUGCAGAAGAAGACUUCAGACACAGUACUCUUGUCAUGAGGAUAGCCACUUCCUUCUAAGUGCAUUAUGUGCUGUGCAAUACUUUAAAGUAUAUUAAAACUAAUUCAUGAGGAGAGGAUUUCAAUAUUAUUUCUGAUUCUGUAAUUGUCUUAACAUGUAAGGCAGACAAGGGAAUUAGUACUGUAAUGGAAUUACCUCUCAUGAAUAUCUUACUAAUCUGAACAAUUUUUCUGGGGUUUGCACAAAUAAUUUCCUUUCUAAUUUUGUUUGUACUGCUUUUAAAAGCUUUACUUACAGAUAGUAAAGGGAGAAUCCCCAAACUUAUCAUUCUUAGGGUUCAUAAAAUUCCUUCAGAUGCAAAAUAAAAUGAUUUAAGCCAGGAAAUUCAAAAUUAAGGCUGAAACUACAUUACAGCCUUGGCAUUCAGUUCUGCCCAGGUAUUAGCAACAGCUCACAAUAUACCUUGUACUACAGUAGCACCUAGAGCGGGGUGGGCAAACUACGGCCUGUGGGCCAGAUCUGGCCCCUUAGGGCUUUGGAUCCGGCCCAUGGGAUUGCCCCCCUGUGGUGCCACAGUCUCCAUGCCACUCUCAGAAGUGACCGGCACCACUUCCCUGUGGCUCCUGGGUGAGGGGGGGUGGAGAGCUCUGUGCGUUGCCCUUGCCUCCAGGCAUCGCCCUCCACAGCUUCCAUUGGGUGGGAAUGGGGAACCGCAGCCAAUGGGAGCUUCGGGGGAGGUACCCGGAGGCACGGCAAGGGUAGCGCUUCCUGGAGCUGCACGGGGCUGGGGACAGGGCAGGAGUGAAGGGAGCCUGCCCUGGCCCCGGUGCGCACCGCUGUCACCCGGAGCCGCUUUAGGGAGUAGAGAAAAGCUCCAAAGAGCUCCUCUGAAAGCAGCAAGGACAAUAGACUCAAUACCGCAGGUCAGAUACAGCAAAGUGGGCUGGAGACUGGCAACUCAUGCGUGAACUGGAGAUGAACUGGUAUCUGAAAAUAUGUAACUUAUCCUAUGAGCAUACGAUCUCGUACACUACUGGAAUGCCUCACAGAAAUCUUGGGAAAUCUGGACUAAGAGUUUCAUGCCUGGGCCUUGGGACAUGGGUCACAUUUGGAGGUCAAAUUUCAGAUGACGUUGCUGAACAGCUAAUGACAAUCGCUUAUGAGAGUGGAGUAAAUCUGUUUGAUACAGCGGAGGUGUACGCAGCUGGAAAGGCUGAGGUGAUUCUGGGAAGCAUAAUCAAAAAGAAGGGCUGGAGGAGAUCCAGUCUGGUCAUAACAACAAAACUCUACUGGGGUGGAAAAGCUGAAACAGAAAGGGGACUUUCAAGAAAACACAUCAUUGAAGGAUUAAAGGCUUCUCUCCAGAGACUGCAGCUCGAGUAUGUGGAUGUUGUCUUUGCAAAUCGACCAGAUAAUAAUACCCCCAUGGAAGAAAUUGUCCGAGCAAUGACACAUGUGAUAAACCAGGGGAUGGCAAUGUACUGGGGAACCUCACGCUGGAGUGCUAUGGAGAUCAUGGAAGCCUAUUCUGUAGCAAGACAGUUUAAUAUGAUUCCACCAGUAUGUGAACAGGCUGAAUAUCAUCUUUUCCAGCGAGAGAAAGUGGAGGUUCAACUGCCAGAAUUGUACCACAAAAUAGGGGUUGGAGCAAUGACAUGGUCUCCACUUGCCUGCGGGAUCAUCUCCGGGAAAUAUGGAAAUGGGGUUCCUGAGAGCUCCAGGGCUUCACUGAAGUGCUACCAGUGGCUAAAGGAAAAAAUUGUAAGUGAAGAAGGAAGAAAACAGCAAAUAAAGCUGAAAGACCUUUCCCCAAUUGCAGAUCGUCUUGGAUGCACACUACCUCAGCUAGCAGUUGCAUGGUGCCUGCGAAAUGAAGGUGUGAGUUCUGUUCUUUUAGGAUCUUCCAAUCCAGAGCAACUGAUAGAAAAUCUUGGAGCCAUUCAGGUUCUUCCAAAGAUGACAUCACACGUUGUAAGUGAAAUAGAUACUAUUCUAGGGAAUAAGCCCAUCAGCAAGAAGGACUACCGAUCAUAAUGCAAUGCAUGGUUACACAGGACAGCAUGGUUAAAAUAGUGCUCUGUAUAUAGUACAGUACUGAAUUAAUAUCCAGUCAUUAGAAUCAUGCAGCUGCUUGCUGCUCAGUCUCUACUGUUACUGGAUUUUUCAAAGGUGUGUGCUGUUGCUACCAAUCUGCAGUAAAAUUCAAAAGCACAGUUGAUCUCUCAUACAACUGAGAAUAUUCUUUGUAUUUUCUUAUCUCUGACUAAAGUCAUUGACUCUUAAUUUUCUCUUAGCACCUCAUGCUUAUGCAGUGAAAUACACAUAUCAAGCAAAAAAACAAAACAAACUAUUUAUAUCCUUUAGGUACUUGGUAAUUAAAGAAGGAUGUACAGAUAUAUUUUUUCAAUGAACAAAAACAAAAGUUACAGUUUUAGUAAAAAUGCAUUCUAAGAAAUUUCAACUAUAAAAGUUCUUCAGCUAGAUCAUAGAAUGAGCUAGUUCAAAAUUUUCAAAUGCAAUUUUUGUAUAGGCUUUAGGCUGUAGCUGAAAAAGGACCUUACAGUAAAAAGUCAGAAAAUUAAUUACUACAUGGUUCAGCUUCUAAAUAGUCCAGUUAAAAAUUUUGCAUAUUGAAUGUGCUCAGCUAUUUAUUAUAUAAUUCACAGUUGCUGUAAAAUAUCAAAAAAACAGGUAUUUGUUUUGGUGAAAGGUUACAUUUGCUCUGACUGUAUCCUGGAAAUCAGCCAUAAGUAGUGCUUCUGACAAGGUAUUUUUAAACAAUGAGUUUUGUGAAAGUAUUUCAUCCUUACACAGGAAACACUGGUACAUUUAUCAGUUAAUCUCCUCAUUUUAAGAACAGCUUCAUAAAUACAGUAACCUCACUUUGCUUUGUAAAAUGCAUUUCCUAUAACUUCAGUAAGUCUAUUUUGCACAUGUAUGCAUACAUAUACAUUUCCUAAAGACUAUGGUUUUGUACAGUACAUAUAGGAUCCUUGUAUAACAUGUUUCCUAACUUCAUAGCGUAAGAGUGUUGCACACAUUUUUCAGAUGACACAUGAACAGAACAUAGAUACUGAUAUUUUUAAAGUUAAAAUGUUUGUCUUCUAUUUCAUCCAAUGAUCUAUGAUAAGUGUAAAUGAACUUAGCUUCUGUAUAUCAGAACCGCAAUCUAACUUCUGCUUGUACACAAUAAAAGCAUUUUGUGCAUCCAACCUUAUAACUAGAACAUUUAUUACAAUCAAUCAGUGAUUUUGUUUUUGGACAAGAAUACACAUACAUUACGCUCAGAAGCAAGGUGAAAACAAUUUUGCAAGAUCCAUAAAAAUAUUAAAUGAGAUUUCCCAUUGAAACGAAUGAGAUAUAAAUUAUGUCUUUGGCCCACCAAGAUCUUGCUACUUUUUCAGUGAUCAGCUAUCCAAAAGAGGGCACAUGGGGAAGAAAAAAGCCAUUAUUAUUAGAUGAUGAGGGGGACAUCUUGUACAGUAUGUUUCACCCACAGCUGUUUACUGAUCAGUGCCACAUGCUUAAAAUGUUUGAUGCAUAUUUUGUUGAUAAGACCUAUUUAAAUAAGAAGCCAAGAAAUGCACUGAUUUAACUCUUGUGUGAAAUGGAAGGGCUUCAGGAGUUAGUAUACCUUACAAAGGUGAAAAAGUGAAAUGCACUCUUGUGCUGGGUACUGACUGAACUAGUCCCUUAUUUCUGUACCAGUCCCUUUUCUCUUUUAGGACACAUUCCUUAUGUUUCCCUCUCAGUCAUACAUGAAUCCUGCACACUCUCUGUGUAAGCCAAUUAAGAAUUCUUACCUGUUAUAGAGAUUAAUGUAAUAGAUACUCAUUAAAAAGGGAGAUGGCACUGUCCAUUAUUAAGAGAGAAAACUAAUAUGAAGAGUCAAGUAGUCUAAUAAUUUGGCAGAUAGCAAUGAGAUGCCAAGAAAAACAACUUUUAGGCUAACUUUCACUCUACUUUUGGAAUUGGGAGCAUCUCUAAGCCAGCUGUCAGGGGCUGGAGGAGAGGUAGGUUACAGUAGCAUACAACCUUUGUCAUUUUAGACACUCCUACCAUCUCUGUGAUUUAUAGACACUGAUCUCCUCUGAAGGGAAAUAGAGAGAUAGGGAAACACUUAUGCAAGCAUGACAGGAUUUGGAAAAAAUGAUAAGGGUUUAAAUUAAGAGUCCAGAAAUUAUUUGGGUUUCAAAUAUUUGUUAAGCGUCUUAUCCUAUAACAUCCUAUAAUUCUCAGGAGAAACUCUGACAUGACAAAGAUGGUCUCCAGGCUUUAGAAACAUAACCAUUCCAAAAAAACUAAGCUAAAGAGAAAAGUCAGUAAAAUAUUCAAUGAGCUGACAGUAACAGCAUUUCAUUGUUGAUAACCUGUCACCUAGAGAAAAAUAUCAGCAACUUCCUAAAAGGCUGAAAGUCUAGGUCCCUCUCCUGCAAAUACAUGUUCUUAACUAUGCAUCUGAGUAUUGUAGUCCCAUUUAAAAGUCAGUGGUACUACUUGUGUGUUGGAUGGAUUAGGGCCUAAAAUGUAUUCAAUUUUUUGAAAGACAUCUUUCUGCAGCAGCACAAAAAACCAAAAACAAUCCAAUUUUUUCCCCCCUCUGAAAGUCAUCUUUACGCUUCUCCCUGUAAAAUACUUAGACAAACCCUGCAUACUCUAAGGCAAGCCAGACCCAAUACCUGCCACACUCUGGGACUGCAAGCUAGAAACUCUGGAGAGGCUUUAUUAAAAAGGCAGUUACUCUUCCUUGUAGAUGGAAAUAUAGCAUAGUAUCACAUCUCGUAUUUCAGUAUUGCAUUUUAUUUUAACCUGUUCCUAUGUUCAGUUUUUACGAUGCCACAGAUUUGUAUAGGCAACACAGCCAUUGUGUUAGCUAUAAGUUUUGGUAUGUGGGAGGGCGGGGUUGGGGGGGAAGAGGAAAGCAAUUGGAGCUUUAAGCAAGUAGCAGAGCAGUUUGGGGUUCUUGACUAGGGACGUUGGUAGGAAAAUCUAGACUAUCCCCAUCCCCAGUUAAAAAGGGGUUAAAGACAUCCACUGGGCAGUCAGCCCCAAUCCAGCACACCUGUGAGGUGUGUCAAACCUGGAAAAGGGCAGGUCCUCUAAAAGGGAGGAUCCCAGCUCAGCUGGAGGUGGCACACUGAUGGAGCAGGGUGUCAGACUAGGGACUUGAGACCACUUCAGACCCUUGGUUGCCCAGGACUCUUCAGAAAGGAGAGUGGGUGGUUUAUUUUCUUCCUUUGCUUUCCCCAAACCCUGGACUCUGCCUUUUGUGAGCUCCUGACUUUCAUCUCGACUACUUUACCUCUUCCCCCACAUGUACACUGGAAAGGAGACAAAUGUCCUGGGCAACACUGCUGGAAGACUCCAGGACAACCCCUCAGCAAUACCAUGGUCAAGGAUACAAGAGCACUACCCUUUUUCCUUUGUCCCCAGGGGUGCCAGGAAGGUAUAAUCUACUACAGUUAAAAUACUGACAUUUUCAUUAUCAGCUUUAGGUUUGACUUAACCCAUUCAUCCCAAUAGGUUAAUUCACAUUCACAGCUGUUUCAGGAUAUUUUCCAACAGAACUUUCUUUAGGGUUAUUUCUGGGUCAUACUUUCAAGGUUCUUUGCUAGACCAGGGACUUGGUUUAUUUUAAAAAGCAACAUGGAAGCUUUUACUCUGAAGCACAACUCCACAGGGCAAGGUG
Molecule: messenger RNA, 5940 nt
Organism: Gopherus evgoodei (Goodes thornscrub tortoise)
Lineage: Eukaryota; Metazoa; Chordata; Testudines; Testudinidae
Gene: KCNAB1
Product: potassium voltage-gated channel subfamily A member regulatory beta subunit 1
Exons: 15
Coding region: 1212-2285 (357 amino acids)
Biological process (GO): potassium ion transport; negative regulation of delayed rectifier potassium channel activity; transmembrane transport
Cellular component (GO): membrane; cytoplasm; extrinsic component of cytoplasmic side of plasma membrane
Molecular function (GO): voltage-gated potassium channel activity; potassium channel regulator activity; transmembrane transporter binding
Source: RefSeq, a predicted model, not a curated record